UCUAUCUUUUAGAUUGUCUGUAAGGAUAACAUAUCCCUCUUUACUUUUGUUUGCCCCUUUUGUGUUCACUCAUUCCUUAUUUUUCCCCCAAAUUACACUCACAAAAUACAUAUACAUAUACAUAUUUAUCAUGGAUAUCGAAUUAAACGAUUGGGAAGUUCUAACAGCAACAGAUGAUGACUCAAAUCCUGUAAUUCAAAACCCACCAUCAUCAUAUUUAGAAGGAAUUGAAUAUGAUUCGCAAGGUAUAAUUAAAGCUGAUUAUUUCUCACUUGAUUCCCAUAUCAAAUACCCAUCAUUAUUAUCAUCAUCAUCAUCACCAGCUUCUGCUGAUGACGUCACUGAUCAGAUAUCGGUGGCAUCAGAUAACCCCAGCUGGGUUGAUCCUGUUAAUGAUAAUUCGUAUACCAAAUCGAAACCUGUUAGUGGGUUUUGGAGCAGUGAUUGUUCCUCAGAUGAUGACGUAAUUAAGUUUGUUGAACCCGGAUCCGAACCCGAACCCGAAAAUAGUGAACAUGAUUGUAACGCUGUUGUUGCAAAAGAAACCGGCGUGAUAAGUUGUGGAAAUGAUGAGAUUGAGAAGCUUGAAAACAGUGUGAAAAUGGAUGGCCAAAAAGAAACAGGUGGUGGUGAUGAUAACAGUGGUGUGGUUGUGUGGUGGAAGUUACCAAUUGAUUUGUUGAGAUUUUGUUUGUUUAAGGCGAGUCCGGUUUGGAGUAUUUCGGUUGCGGCUGCGAUGAUGGGUGUUGUGAUAUUGGGAAGGAGGUUGUAUAAAAUGAAGCGUAAGACGAGAACCUUGCAGCUUAAGGUUGCCGUCGAUGAUAAGAAGGUAUCUCAAGUUAUGAGCCGAGCUGCAAAACUUAAUGAAGCAUUCUCAGUAGUUAAACGGUCUCCCAUCAUUCGGCCACAGUUGCCAGCUACUGGGAUUGCACCCUGGCCCAUGAUGGCAAUAAGAUGAGUGUUUAUGAUGGUGAAAUAGGUAAUUGAUGAUGUGCUGCUUGGAUCUGAGGUUCUACUUUAAAGCGUUUGUAUGGCCGUGUGUAAUAUAAAAGCUUCAACUUAAGUUGCCUAGUGACUAUUGUAACAAUCCUAUACUAUGUGUGAUCUCUGACAGAUUUGUGGUUCUGUAAUAGUUAAACCAUGAGCUGUUGUUAAUAA
Erigeron canadensis is the source of this 1158-nucleotide messenger RNA. RefSeq lists its product as uncharacterized. Lineage: Eukaryota; Viridiplantae; Streptophyta; Magnoliopsida; Asterales; Asteraceae. Bases 131 to 958 code for a protein of 275 amino acids. The transcript is spliced from 2 exons. The record is from RefSeq and is a predicted model, not a curated record.